AGUCGUUCUGACUGCGAACCGGCAAAGCUGCGAGUCAUACUAGCUCCUAAGCCGCUUGGCGACUCAAACUGCGCGAGGCAGUUGAGAAUUUGUAGCGACUAUAAAAACAAAUUUGCAAAAUUUUCUAUCAGUCAGUUACGGCGGAUCUACUGCGGUGGUAACAUACAUCCAGAGGUAGCGGCUGACCAGUGCAUUUGUGUCCUGGAACGAUAAUCCUGAAAGCUUUCUUCAAAUGGACUACUUGUAAUGGACUAUUCUUAAGUGAGAAGUGACUUCAAAGAAGAUUGUGAUUCGAAGGAAGGAAGCAAAAUUAUAGAACCAGUUUUCCAGUGAUUGUGUGGUUGGAUGAUAGGUACCUUAGUACAUCAUUUGUGAUAGUUAAAAUCGGAAACGAAAAUUUUCAGUGAGUGCACAAAGGAACAGUAAUUUUCUUAAAAUGUCCGCGACGGUUGCACCAGCGGACCAUUUGACGGCGAAUGGCAACAUCGCUUCUCCCAUGAACGUGUUCUAUUUCCUGCUUGCACCAGCGCUGCUCCUAUGGGUUAUCUACUGGCGGUUAUCCCGCCGACAUAUGCUUCAGUUAGCUGAAAAAAUUCCUGGCCCUCCCGGAUUACCUCUUGUAGGAAACGCACUGGAACUGAUUGGAACCUCUCAUUCUGUCUUUCGUAACGUAAUUGAGAAAGGAAAGGAUUUUAAUCAGGUCAUAAAAAUCUGGAUUGGUCCAAAACUGAUUGUCUUCCUGGUUGAUCCACGCGAUGUGGAACUUUUGCUCAGCAGUCACGUGUACAUCGACAAAUCUCCCGAAUAUCGUUUCUUCAAACCAUGGCUCGGAAACGGACUUCUCAUCAGUACUGGUCACAAAUGGCGUCAGCAUCGCAAACUCAUUGCUCCUACCUUCCAUUUGAACGUCCUCAAGAGCUUCAUUGAUCUGUUCAAUGAAAAUUCCCGCCAGGUGGUGGAAAAGAUGCAUAAGGAAGCCGGUAAAACAUUCGAUUGCCAUGACUACAUGAGCGAGUGCACUGUGGAAAUCCUACUCGAAACUGCCAUGGGAGUUUCGAAGAAAACCCAGGACCAAUCCGGAUUCGACUACGCUAUGGCUGUCAUGAAGAUGUGUGAUAUUCUGCAUCUUCGUCAUCGUAAGAUGUGGCUUUAUCCGGACCUCUUCUUCAAUAUGUCCCAGUAUGCCAAACGUCAGGUCAAGCUCUUGGAUACCAUCCACAGUCUGACGCGUAAGGUAAUCCGUAACAAGAAGGCAGCAUUUGCAACCGGAACACGAGGAACGUUGGCCACUACUUCGAUCAAGACUUCUGAGUUCGAAAAACCGAAGGUUACUGCUGACAACAAUACUGUCGAAGGACUUUCUUUUGGACAGUCUUCUAACCUGAAGGAUGACUUGGAUGUUGAAGAGAAUGAUGUUGGAGAGAAGAAGCGAUUGGCUUUCCUCGAUCUUCUGUUGGAAAGUGCGGAAAACGGUGCUCUCAUUUCGGAUGAAGAAAUCAAGAACCAAGUUGAUACGAUCAUGUUUGAGGGACACGACACGACUGCUGCUGGAAGUAGUUUCUUCCUUUCGAUGAUGGGUAUCCAUAGGCACAUUCAGGAUAAGGUUAUUCAAGAAUUGGACGGCAUCUUCGGAGACUCUGAUCGCCCAGCGACAUUCCAAGACACCUUGGAAAUGAAAUACCUCGAACGAUGCCUGAUGGAAACUUUGCGAAUGUAUCCGCCUGUACCAAUCAUUGCUAGAUCUUUGAAGCAGGACCUGAAGUUAGCUUCGAGCGAUUUGGUUGUACCAUCCGGUGCCACCAUUGUUGUUGCCACGUACAAGCUGCACCGAUUGGAGUCGACCUAUCCUAAUCCAAAUGUGUUUGAUCCGGACAAUUUCCUCCCCGAAAGACAAGCCAAUCGUCACUACUAUGCAUUCGUUCCGUUUUCUGCUGGACCAAGAAGUUGUGUUGGUCGUAAAUACGCUAUGCUUAAGCUGAAGGUCAUCCUCUCCACCGUUCUGCGAAACUUCCGUGUCAUUUCGGACCUCAAAGAAGAAGACUUCAAACUACAGGCUGACAUCAUUCUAAAGCGAGAAGAAGGUUUCCAGAUUCGUCUAGAGCCACGCCAACGCAAACCAAAAGCAACGAAAGCCUGAGCAAAGAGCACGGUUAAGAUAAUGUAACAUAAAGUAAAUCAAAACUUAAACUCCAGGUCAAUACCUGGAACAUUCAUAGUGACGAAGAUAUCUACACAAGAUACAUAACAAUACGGCGCAUACAUAUUUUAAUAGACAAGUUAAAUGAUCAGAAUGAAAUGAUUACACAUAAGAACCCUAAUCGAUAGAUUAGAACACGAUACGUAAGGGGAAUAGAACUUAUUUUAUUAAACUAGGAUUUUUACUUUGAUGAAGCUUGUAUGUGUGUGAUUUACUACAAAUGGAAUUAAUAAAUACAAAGACAUGUGUUAAAA
Molecule: messenger RNA, 2451 nt
Organism: Ochlerotatus camptorhynchus
Lineage: Eukaryota; Metazoa; Arthropoda; Insecta; Diptera; Culicidae
Gene: Cyp4g15
Product: cytochrome P450 4g15
Exons: 5
Coding region: 437-2137 (566 amino acids)
Molecular function (GO): heme binding; monooxygenase activity; iron ion binding
Source: RefSeq, a predicted model, not a curated record